Gamsiella multidivaricata is the source of this 993-nucleotide messenger RNA. RefSeq lists its product as uncharacterized. NCBI's taxonomy places the organism in Eukaryota, Fungi, Mortierellomycota, Mortierellomycetes, Mortierellales, Mortierellaceae. The transcript has 2 exons. Bases 202 to 954 code for a protein of 250 amino acids. The record is from RefSeq and is a predicted model, not a curated record.
UGUACCAUGGAUAGUGUUGUUGGCCUUCCCCGCAGAAUCCUGCGCCAGCCGUGCGUCGAGCUGUACAUGGGUCUCUAGUCCGUUGGCGUAAGAGAUGGGCUGUCGGGCGGGGUCGGUCAUGGUAAUUUGUGCUGGUGUGCGAAGGUGGUUCAGAAGUGUGUGUGGCCAAGAAAGUGUCGGUAGUGGCCAAGUUGCUUUUUGAUGCGUGCUCGUCUUGGCUGGCUCCCUUUUGUUUCCUUGUUCUUGCUCGUUUUCGAUGAGGGAGCUGAAAAGACACCAGUGACCCCGCUCAUUGUUGGUCGACUUUUGGGCGCACAGCACAUGGAGAGAGAACAAUCCCUCCCGCGUUUUGAAACAAGCAGUCCUCGCAUUCCCCCAGCAAAAAAUGAAUUUCUCUCUCUCUCUUUCGCCCCUCUCCUCACCUCUGAAUCAAUCACCCGAACAGAAACGGCCAAUACCUGGUUUCUCAUGUCGCACCUCCAGCUAGGCAGGAUUUCUUCUGCAGCAGCCAUGGUCGGCAUGAACAGCGCAGGCGCUAAUCCGCUGCUGCUGGCCUCAGCUCCAGCCUCCUUGGCGAGCCUUGGCUUUCGAGCAGCAUCUGUGAGUCCCUUGGUUGUUCACAACACAAUACGGCCCUUCUUGGCGAAUGUGGGCAGGAAUGCGCUUGUUGGAGCAGUGGCAUUCACAGGACAGCAUGGAUUUGUCUCACUCCCCGAGGGAGCACAGGAUGUCGGCAAGCUGGUCUCAACCGCCACCGAAAAGAUGGGUCUUGGUGACAACCAGUUCGCGGCAGGAGGGUUCCAAUUGGCAUUGAUCGGAGGUAUCCUUGCGGGAAUCAGAGUCCUGGGGUCGCAUGCGAUCGAGUAUCUUAAGAAGCGAAUCGUCGUCACUGCCGAAUUCGAUUCGAGGGAUGAAUCUUACAGCUGGAUUCUGGUAUGUCUCUUCUUGGUUUGAGCUUCUUCUUGCAAGGAAUUACACACCGGGGGUUUUGCG